This is a messenger RNA of Cetraspora pellucida, 181 nucleotides long. The record is from the annotation of a GenBank genome assembly. Lineage: Eukaryota; Fungi; Glomeromycota; Glomeromycetes; Diversisporales; Gigasporaceae.
UCCUAAAUACAAUGGCUCUGAUGUUUCUAAAUGCAAUGAUUCUGAUAUUUCUGAAUGCGAAGGUCCUGAUAGUCCUGAACAAGAUGGUCCCAAAUGCAUUAGUUUUGGAUGUGGUAGUUCUGAAUAUAAUUGUCUUGAAUGUAAUAAGUUUAUUUUUAAUGAAUCUUUUAAAGUUGACUAA